AUGAACGCGGUUCAGUCACCUCAACAAAGCGAACCAUCAGUGGCUCUCGACUCGUCUAUUAGUGAAGGAAUGCUGGGACAGACCGCCUCGGUGAAUAGUCUAAACAAACACCAGCAGACGGCUUCCUACCGCAAAGGAGGUGUCGGACCGUGUCACUUCCGUUGCUUUGACCAGGUAGAGUCGACCACACACCUGGCCAGCCGGGCCGAGCCCCAGACUGCGCGACGCCGAGACACAGAACACAGGUGGCAGCGGAAGUCGUCAAUGGGCGACUGUGAAGAGCUUGGGCCCUUGUGUAUUGCUGGUAUAACGUAUCUACACGUCUCUCACAAACUGUGUAUCGAGUGUAUUGCUGAUAUAACGUAUCUACAAGUCUCUCACAAACUAUGUAUCGAGUGUAUUGCUGGUAUAACGUAUCUACAAGUCUCUCACAAACUGUGUAUCGAGUGUAUUGCUGGUAUAACGUAUCUACAAGUCUCUCACAAACUAUGUAUCGAGUGUAUUGCUGAUAUAACGUAUCUACAAGUCUCUCACAAACUGUGUAUCGAGUGUAUUGCUGGUAUAACGUAUCUACAAGUCCCUCACAAACUGUGUAUCGAGUGUAUUGCUGAUAUAACGUAUCUACAAGUCUCUCACAAACUGUGUAUCGAGUGUAUUGCUGGUAUAACGUAUCUACAAGUCCCUCACAAACUGUGUAUCGAGUGUAUUGCUGGUAUAACGUAUCUACAAGUCUCUCACAAACUGUGUAUCGAGUGUAUUGCUGGUAUAACGUAUCUACAAGUCUCUCACAAACUGUGUAUCGAGUGUAUUGCUGAUAUAACGUAUCUACAAGUCUCUCACAAACUGUGUAUCGAGUGUAUUGCUGGUAUAACGUAUCUACAAGUCCCUCACAAACUGUGUAUCGAGUGUAUUGCUGGUAUAACGUAUCUACAAGUCUCUCACAAACUGUGUAUCGAGUGUAUUGCUGGUAUAACGUAUCUACAAGUCUCUCACAAACUGUGUAUCGAGUGUAUUUCUGGUGUAACGUAUCUACAAGUCUCUCACAAACUGUGUAUCGAGUGUAUUGCUGGUAUAACGUAUCUACAAGUCUCUCACAAACCGUGUAUCGAGUGUAUUUCUGGUGUAACGUAUCUACAAGUCUCUCACAAACUGUGUAUCGAGUGUAUUGCUGGUAUAACGUAUCUACACUCUCACAAACUGUGUAUCGAGUGUAUUGCUGGUAUAUCGUAUCUACAAGUCUCUCACAAACUGUGUAUCAAGUGUAUUUCUGGUGUAACGGAUCUACAAGUCCCUCACAAACUGUGUAUCGAGUGUAUUGCUGGUAUAACGUAUCUACACUCUCACAAACUGUGUAUCGAGUGUAUUGCUGGUAUAUCGUAUCUACAAGUCUCUCACAAACUGUGUAUCAAGUGUAUUUCUGGUGUAACGGAUCUACAAGUCCCUCACAAACUGUGUAUCGAGUGUAUUGCUGGUAUAACGUAUCUACAAGUCUCUCACAAACUGUGUAUCGAGUGUAUUUCUGGUGUAACGUAUCUACAAGUCUCUCACAAACUGUGUAUCGAGUGUAUUGCUGGUAUAACGUAUCUACAAGCCUCUCACAAACUGUGUAUCGAGUGUAUUGCUGGUAUAACGUAUCUACACUCUCACAAACUGUGUAUCGAGUGUAUUGCUGGUAUAUCGUAUCUACAAGUCUCUCACAAACUGUGUAUCAAGUGUAUUGCUGGUAUAACGUAUCUACAAGUCUCUCACAAACUGCGUUUCGAGUGUAUAACGGAUCUACAAGUCCCUCACAAACUGUGUAUCGAGUGUAUUGCUGGUAUAACGUAUCUACAAGUCUCUUACAAACUGUGUAUCGAGUGUAUUGCUGGUAUAACGUAUCUACAAGUCCCUCACAAACUGCGUAUCGAGUGUAUUUCUGUCUCUCACAAACUGUGUAUCGAGUGUAUUGCUGGUAUAACGUAUCUACAAGUCUCUUACAAACUGUGUAUCGAGUGUAUUGCUGGUAUAACGUAUCUACAAGUCCCUCACAAACUGCGUAUCGAGUGUAUUGCUGUCCCUCACAAACUGUGUAUCGAGUGUAUUGCUGGUAUAACGUAUCUACAAGUCCCUCACAAACUGUGUAUCGAGUGUAUUGCUGAUAUAACGUAUCUACAAGUCCCUCACAAACUGUGUAUCGAGUGUAUUGCUGAUAUAACAUCGUAUUUACAAGUCUCUCACAAACUGUGUAUCGAGUGUAUUGCUGUAUCUCACAAACUGUGUAUCGAGUGUAUUGCUGGUAUAACGUAUCUACAAAUCUCUCACAAACUGUGUGUCGAGUGUAUUGCUGGUAUAACGUAUCUACAAGUAUCUCACAAACUGUGUAUCGAGUGUAUAGCUGGUAUAACGUAUCUACAAGUAUCUCACAAACUGUGUAUCGAGUGUAUAGCUGGUAUAACGUAUCUACAAGUAUCUCACAAACUGCGCAUCGAGUGUAUUGCUGUAUCUCACAAACUGUGUAUCGGGUGUAUUGCUGGUAUAACGUAUCUACAAGUCUCUCCCAAACUGUAUAUCGAGUGUAUUGCUGGUAUAACGUAUCAACAAGUCUCUCGCAAAUUGUGUAUCGAGUGUAUUGCUGGUAUAACGUAUCUACAAGUCCCUCACAAAUUGUGUAUCGAGUGUAUUGCUGGUAUAACGUAUCUACAAGUCCCUCACAAACUGUGUAUCGAGUGUAUUGCUGAUAUAACGUAUCUACAAGUCUCUCACAAACUGUGUAUCGAGUGUAUUGCUGGUAUAACGUAUCUACAAGUCCCUCACAAACUGUGUAUCGAGUGUAUUGCUGGUAUAACGUAUCUACAAGUCUCUCACAAACUGUGUAUCGAGUGUAUUGCUGGUAUAACGUAUCUACAAGUCUCUCACAAACUGUGUAUCGAGUGUAUUGCUGAUAUAACGUAUCUACAAGUCUCUCACAAACUGUGUAUCGAGUGUAUUGCUGGUAUAACGUAUCUACAAGUCCCUCACAAACUGUGUAUCGAGUGUAUUGCUGUCUCUCACAAACUGUGUAUCGAGUGUAUUUCUGGUGUAACGUAUCUACAAGUCUCUCACAAACUGUGUAUCGAGUGUAUUGCUGGUAUAACGUAUCUACAAGUCUCUCACAAACUGUGUAUCGAGUGUAUUUCUGGUGUAACGUAUCUACAAGUCUCUCACAAACUGUGUAUCGAGUGUAUUGCUGGUAUAACGUAUCUACACUCUCACAAACUGUGUAUCGAGUGUAUUGCUGGUAUAUCGUAUCUACAAGUCUCUCACAAACUGUGUAUCAAGUGUAUUUCUGGUGUAACGGAUCUACAAGUCCCUCACAAACUGUGUAUCGAGUGUAUUGCUGGUAUAACGUAUCUACAAGUCUCUCACAAACUGUGUAUCGAGUGUAUUUCUGGUGUAACGUAUCUACAAGUCUCUCACAAACUGUGUAUCGAGUGUAUUGCUGGUAUAACGUAUCUACAAGCCUCUCACAAACUGUGUAUCGAGUGUAUUGCUGGUAUAACGUAUCUACACUCUCACAAACUGUGUAUCGAGUGUAUUGCUGGUAUAUCGUAUCUACAAGUCUCUCACAAACUGUGUAUCAAGUGUAUUGCUGGUAUAACGUAUCUACAAGUCUCUCACAAACUGCGUUUCGAGUGUAUAACGGAUCUACAAGUCCCUCACAAACUGUGUACCGUAUCGAGUGUAUUGCUGUGUAUUGCUGGUAUAACGUAUCUACAAGUCUCUUACAAACUGUGUAUCGAGUGUAUUGCUGGUAUAACGUAUCUACAAGUCCCUCACAAACUGCGUAUCGAGUGUAUUGCUGUGUAUUGCUUGUAUGGUAUAACGGAUCUACAAGUCCCUCACAAACUGUGUAUCGAGUGUAUUGCUGGUAUAACGUAUCUACAAGUCCCUCACAAACUGUGUAUCGAGUGUAUUGCUGAUAUAACGUAUCUACAAGUCCCUCACAAACUGUGUAUCGAGUGUAUUGCUGAUAUAACAUCGUAUUUACAAGUCUCUCACAAACUGUGUAUCGAGUGUAUUGCUGUAUCUCACAAACUGUGUAUCGAGUGUAUUGCUGGUAUAACGUAUCUACAAAUCUCUCACAAACUGUGUGUCGAGUGUAUUGCUGGUAUAACGUAUCUACAAGUAUCUCACAAACUGUGUAUCGAGUGUAUAGCUGGUAUAACGUAUCUACAAGUAUCUCACAAACUGUGUAUCGAGUGUAUAGCUGGUAUAACGUAUCUACAAGUAUCUCACAAACUGUGCAUCGAGUGUAUAGCUGUCUCUCACAAACUGUGUAUCGGGUGUAUUGCUGGUAUAACGUAUCUACAAGUCUCUCCCAAACUGUAUAUCGAGUGUAUUGCUGGUAUAACGUAUCAACAAGUCUCUCGCAAAUUGUGUAUCGAGUGUAUUGCUGGUAUAACGCAUCUACAAGUCCCUCACAAAUUUUGUAUCGAGUGUAUUGCUGGUAUAACGUAUCUACAAGUCCCUCGCAAAUUGUGUAUCAAGUGUAUUGCUGGUAUAACGUAUCUACAAGUCCUUCACAAAUUGUGUAUCGAGUGUAUUGCUGGUAUAACGUAUCUACAAGUCUCUCACAAACUGUGUAUUGAGUGUAUUGCUGGUAUAACAUAUCUACAAGUCCCUCGCAAAUUGUGUAUCGAGUGUAUUGCUGGUAUAACGUAUCUACAAGUCCCUCACAAAUUGUGUAUCGAGUGUAUUGCUGGUAUAACGUAUCUACAAGUCCCUAACAAAUUGUGUAUCGAGUGUAUUGCUGAAUUAGAGUAUUACUGUGGACAACAACAACAGCCUUGCACGUCCGAGGAAAGUAAGUUUUCAACUUCGUUUAUUCAGGACCUUUCAGUUUACAAAUUACAAGUCAAUGUCCCAGAAAUAGAGCAUUACUGUGGACAACAACAAGAGGCCUUGCACAAGAAGAAACUAAAGGCAGCAGCCAACGAAGAUUCUCUUGCAGCUUGCGAUGGCGAAGGCACAUAA
Molecule: messenger RNA, 4992 nt
Organism: Macrosteles quadrilineatus (aster leafhopper)
Lineage: Eukaryota; Metazoa; Arthropoda; Insecta; Hemiptera; Cicadellidae
Product: proprotein convertase subtilisin/kexin type 5-like
Exons: 14
Coding region: 1-4992 (1663 amino acids)
Source: RefSeq, a predicted model, not a curated record